Molecule: messenger RNA, 1227 nt
Organism: Exophiala xenobiotica
Lineage: Eukaryota; Fungi; Ascomycota; Eurotiomycetes; Chaetothyriales; Herpotrichiellaceae
Exons: 3
Coding region: 1-1227 (408 amino acids)
Biological process (GO): amino acid catabolic process; D-galactonate catabolic process
Molecular function (GO): galactonate dehydratase activity
Source: RefSeq, a predicted model, not a curated record
AUGGCGACGGACCAACUUAAGGCGUUGGCUGGCCAAACCAAUGGAGGACUUCAGCCAGAAGUUCCUAGCAUGCCAUUGGCGAAGAUAAAAAGCAUCGAGUAUUUCCGAGUCAAGCCUAGAUGGCUAUUUGUCAAGAUCUGCGAUGAUCAAGGGAAUUAUGGCUGGGGUGAAGCAACCCUCGAAGGUCAUACGAAGGCCAUUGAAGGUGCACUUGAUGAGAUUAUAGACCGUAUCAUUGGCUAUGAAGCAGAUGACAUUGAACAUAUCUGGCAGACAAUAUGGAGGUUGGGAUUUUAUCGUGGAGGUCCGGUUUUCAUGUCCGCCCUGUCUGGCAUUGAUAUUGCUCUGUGGGACUUGAAAGGGCGAAGAAUGAGAGCGCCAAUUUACCAACUCCUAGGCGGCAAGGUCCGCAACAAGGUGCAAGUUUAUGCAUGGAUCGGCGGAGAUCGGCCGAAGGAUAUCGAAGUCGCAGCCAAAGCACGCCUUGCACAGGGUCUGAAGUGCAUCAAAAUGAACGCCACCGAGGACAUCAACUGGCUCGACUCGCCAUCUGCUCUGGACUCGACGAUCGAACGGCUCAAGACGGUCAAAGCUCUCGGUCUGGACGCCGGGCUCGAUUUCCAUGGCCGUUUGCACAAACCCAUGGCGAAGCAACUAGCCAAAGCACUCGAGCCGUACCGUCCUCUGUUUAUCGAGGAGCCUCUGCUGGUCGAGCAUCCAGAGGGGUACAAACAGUUGUCCGAUCUCACCACUGUCCCUAUAGCUACAGGCGAGCGCCUGUACACGCGAUGGGACGUCAAGCGGUUUCUUGAGGAUGCCAGCAUCGAUAUCUUGCAGCCGGAUAUUGCUCACGCGGGCGGCAUUUCUGAGACCAAGCGCAUUGCAAACAUGGCGGAGGCAUAUGACGUGGCGAUUGCACCGCACUGUCCGCUUGGUCCGAUUGCAUUGGCCGCUUGCAUCCAGGUCGACUUGUGCACUCCGAAUUUCGUCAUCCAGGAAAUGUCGUUGGGCAUGCACUAUAACGUGGAAGCAGGUGAGGAGGAUCUGAACACCUACCUCGUCGAUCAGACCGUGUUCAAUAUCGAAGAUGGAUACGUCAAGGCGCCAACGGGAGUGGGAUUGGGAAUUGAAAUCAAUGAGGAUGUGGUGCGGAGCAUAGCGAAGACGACGGAGCCCUGGCAGUGUAAGGAAUUCUAUGGGCCGGAUGGGUCGAUUAGGGAGUGGUAG